Messenger RNA from Pezoporus occidentalis (night parrot), 3122 nucleotides. It is a transcript of the gene DDX11, whose product is annotated as DEAD/H-box helicase 11. Gene Ontology annotation, biological process: nucleobase-containing compound metabolic process; establishment of sister chromatid cohesion. Bases 94 to 2820 code for a protein of 908 amino acids. The record is from RefSeq and is a predicted model, not a curated record. Gene Ontology annotation, molecular function: DNA helicase activity; hydrolase activity, acting on acid anhydrides, in phosphorus-containing anhydrides; ATP binding. Lineage: Eukaryota; Metazoa; Chordata; Aves; Psittaciformes; Psittacidae. Gene Ontology annotation, cellular component: nucleus. The transcript is spliced from 26 exons.
GGGCGGUCCUUCCGCCCCGCGCCCGCAGUCACCGCGGCGUCACGGGAAGGGGGCGGUGCGUCUCGGGCGUUCGGUUCGAAGCGGCGCGGCGGGAUGGAGAGCGGGGAGGCGGCCGCGGCGGGGCCCGGCGGGCCCCGGUUCCCGUUCCCCUACACGCCGUACGCCAUCCAGGAGCAGUUCAUGGCGGCGCUGUACGGCGCGCUGGAGGCUGGCCGGGUCGGGAUCUUUGAGAGCCCCACGGGCACGGGGAAAUCGCUGAGCCUGAUCUGCGGGGCCCUCACCUGGCUCCGAGACUUCGAGCAGAAGAAGCGAGAGGAGGAGGCGCGGCUGCUGGCACCCGAGGAGAGCGGGCAGGAGGGAAAGGGGUGUCCGGCCUCGGCUGGGCCAGCACGCCCAGAGAGCCAGGGCACCGCUGGGGAGCCGGACUGGGUUACGGCAUUUGUGCAGAAGAAAGAAGAGCGGGACUUGGUGGACAAGCUGAAGGAAGAGCAGAUCAGGAGGAAAAAGCGAGAAGAUCGUCUUGAGAAAAUUCGCAAUAAUGUGCAGUUAAAAUAUGCAGCAAAGAGGAAGAGAUCUGAGGAGGAUGAGACAAAGCGCCUUCUUCAGCUCAGCAAGGAGGUUCUUUCAGAGGGAGCUGGAGAUGCUCUAGAGCAGCUGGAUCACAAUGAGGAGGAGCUGAUUCUUGCUGAAUAUGAGAGUGAUGAAGAAAAGAAAGUGGUAUCUGGGCUAGAAGAAGAUGAUGAUGAUUUGGAAGAGGAGCAUGUGACUAAGAUCUACUACUGCAGCCGCACUCACUCCCAGCUGUCUCAGUUUGUGCAUGAGGUGCAGAAAAGUCCUUUCAGUAAAGACACACGUCUGGUCUCCUUGGGAUCCAGGCAGAGCCUGUGUGUGAAUGAGGACGUGCGACGCUUGGGGGCUCUCCAGCUCAUCAAUGACCGCUGCAUGUUGAUGCAGAAGAACAAACAUGAAAAAAAGAGUGAUGAAGAGAAUGGAGAGAAGAAGAGACGUGUGAGUCGCACCAUAUGCCCAUUUUAUUCCUAUGAGCAAAUGCAGUUUCUCCGUGAUGAACUUCUAGUGGAAGUGAAGGAUAUUGAGCAGUUGGUGGCUUUGGGAAGGGAGACCAAAGCCUGCCCAUAUUAUGGGAGUCGAUACGCCAUUUCUGCUGCGCAGCUGGUGGUGCUGCCCUAUCAGAUGCUCUUGCAUGAGCCUACCAGGAAUGCUGCUGGGAUCAAGCUGAAGGACCAGGUCGUAAUUAUUGACGAGGCCCACAACCUCAUAGACACCAUCACCUGUAUCCAUAGUGCCGAGGUCAGUGGCUCUCAGCUGUGCUGUGCCCACUCCCAGCUGCUGCAGUACAUGGAGCGAUACAGGAAACGUUUGAAGGCAAAGAACUUGAUGUACAUUAAACAGAUCCUGUAUUUGCUGGAGCGGUUUGUGACCAUGCUGGGAGGUAAUGUGAACCAAAAUCCUAGCUGCCAGGCUGUUUCCCAAACAGGGACAGUGCUAAAAUCCAUCAAUCACUUUCUGUUUCAGAGCCACAUUGACAAUAUCAACCUCUUCAAGGUUCAGCGUUACUGUGAGAAGAGCCUCAUCAGUAGGAAGCUCUUUGGGUUUGUGGAGCGAUAUGGAAGCCCUGCCUCAGCUGUGAAGUCCAACAAGGAGAACCAGAAGUUGAGUGGUUUGCAGAACUUUAUUCUGACCCUCCAGCAGGGAGCUGAUACAGAGGCAGGUACUCCCCAGCCCCCUGUCAUGGAGGCUGAGCAUGACCAGGUCCGAACUGCCUCUCCACUGAUGCAGAUUGAAGGAUUCCUCUCAGCCCUCACCAAUGCAAACCAAGAUGGCAGAAUCAUUAUCAACAGGCAAGGAACAGUUGGUCAGAGCAGCCUCAAAUUCCUGUUGCUGAAUCCCGCUGUCCACUUUGCCAAGGUGGUGGAAGAGUGCCGUGCUGUCAUUAUUGCUGGGGGCACCAUGCAGCCGGUGGCCGAUUUCCGAGAGCAGCUGCUGUUCUCUGCUGGUGUGGACCCUGCUCGUGUGGUGGAGUUCUCCUGUGGACAUGUGAUUCCUCCAGAAAACAUUCUGCCUAUAAUCCUCUGCAGUGGUCCUUCCAACCAGCAGCUGGAGUUCACCUACCUGACGAGAAGCAUGCCUCAGAUGAUGGAUGAGACGGGUCGAAUCCUUUGCAACUUGUGCAACAUGGUCCCAGGGGGUGUUGUGUGCUUCUUCCCCUCCUACGAAUAUGAGAAGCAGAUAUAUGCUCACUGGGAAAAGACAGGGCUGCUCACCCGCCUGGCAGUGAAGAAGAAGAUCUUUCAGGAGCCUAAGAAAGCCAACCAGGUGGAGCAGGUGCUGGUGGAAUAUGCCAAGUGCAUAAAGCGCUGCAGCCAGGCAGGAGAACAGAUGACAGGGGCCCUGCUGCUUUCUGUGGUUGGAGGCAAAAUGAGUGAAGGGAUCAACUUCUCUGAUGACCUGGGAAGGUGUGUGAUUAUGGUGGGAAUGCCUUACCCCAACAUUAAAUCUCCAGAGCUCCAGGAAAAAAUGGCUUGGCUUGACAAAACAAUGCCCAGAACUGCUGGCCAGCCACCUAGUAGAGUGCUGAUUGAAAACCUGUGCAUGAAGGCAGUAAACCAGUCUAUAGGCAGAGCCAUUCGGCAUCAGAAGGACUUUGCAAGCAUCCUGCUCCUGGACCACAGGUAUGCACGCCCUGCCAUCUUUAACAAACUGCCACAGUGGAUCAGGGAGAGAACCCAGGUGAAACCUGCCUUUGGAGCAGCGUUUGCAGAGUUAAGAAAGUUCCAUCGAAAGAAGCUGGAUGCUUCGUGAUGUGGACCAGUGAACGGGCUGUAGGUCAACUCUGUGAGCUACCCCUCUGAAGAAUACCUGAAACACCACCAGUUCAUGCUUUUCUGUACCAAGGAGUUUGUGAAUUUCUGCUUUCUGCCUCCUGUGUGGAUGUUUGCUGUUCAGUAUCUGAGCACCAUGAUGGUAAGGCACCAUAACCAGGAGAGAAGUUGACUGUAGGCCUGAGAUAGGUCAAGGCAGUACUGAGAGGGUCCUAUUUGUUUACUUCUGUUUGUUUCACUGUUAAGGUUUAUUUAAGUUGAUUAAAUAUUUUCAACACAAAA